This is a messenger RNA of Eimeria mitis, 2139 nucleotides long. Its product is annotated as beta-1,4-mannosyltransferase, putative. Gene Ontology annotation, molecular function: mannosyltransferase activity. Gene Ontology annotation, cellular component: endoplasmic reticulum. The transcript is spliced from 6 exons. Lineage: Eukaryota; Apicomplexa; Conoidasida; Eucoccidiorida; Eimeriidae. The record is from RefSeq and is a predicted model, not a curated record. Bases 1 to 2139 code for a protein of 712 amino acids.
AUGCAGCAGGAGCUGCAGCAGCAGCAGAUUGCUGCUGCGCUGCUGUAUGAUAAACCAUCCGAGCAGCUGCAGCUGCUGCCUCUUGCAUGCAGACACUACAUUGCUGCUUCUUAUUUUUCUGUCGAUGCAGCAGCAGCAGAAACAGCAGCAGCAGCAGCAGCAGCAAGAGAGGAAGCAGAUGCUAGGAUUGUUGCUGCUAAUGAUCCACGGGCAGGCCACCGUGCUGUUGCUGCUGCUCUUUAUGCUAUUGAUGCUGCUGCUGCUGCAGCAGAAGCAAGACCAGUGUACGAUGCUGAUGCAGCAGCAGCAGCAGGAGCAGCAACAAGAAGAGAGUUCUCGCUGCUGGGUUUGCUGCUGCAGCAUUUCCCUGAGUACAUGCAGCAGCAGCUGCAGCAGCAGCAGCGCGGCCACCUCCAGCUGCAGCAGCAGCUGCUGCUGCCUACCUGCAGCACACAGCUCCCAGCUGACGUUUUGCUGCAGGCGUAUGAGCAGCUUCGGCGGCAGCGGCAGCAGCGGUGGCAGCACCAGCAGCAGCAGCAGCAGCAGCAGCAGCAGCAGCAGCAGCAGCAGCAGCCGCUCGGGCGCCUUCUGUAUACGGAGCUAACUCCAAUCACAGAACUGAGUGUCUACACCUGUGGAGGUGCUUUUGAGGACAGCACCUGGGACGGCAGCAGCGGCCCCCGCAGCAGCAGCAGCAGCAGCAGCAGCAGGAGCAGCAGCAGCAGCAGCAGCAGCAGCGACUACAGCACAGACGGCAGCAUCAUAUUAGAUGCUGUUGAGUGCAGCAGCAGAAUCAGCAACAACAGCAACAACAGCGAGAGCAGCAGCAACAGCAUCAACAGCAGCAGCCACAGGAGCAGCAGCAGCAUCAGCAUCAGCAGCAGCAGCAGCAGCAGCAGCAGCAACCGCUGCUCCUGCUGCAUACAAAUUACUGUAAGAAAGGAGCGGCCCGCUGUGCUGCUGACGAGCACCAGCUACACACAGGAUGAGGAUUUGCUGCUGCUGCUGCAUGCGCUGCAGCAGUACGACGCAGCAGUAGAAGCAGCAGCAGCAGCAGCAGAAGCAGCAGCAGCAGGACAGCAACCCGGGCAGCAGCAACAGCAGCAGCAGCAGCAACAGCAGCAGCAGCAGCAGCAGCAGCUCCCUGAGCUGCUGCUGCUCCAACCCGGGCAGCAGCAACAGCAGCAGCAGCAGCAGCAGCAGCAGCAGCAGCUCCCUGAGUUGCUGCUGCUCGUCACAGGCAGAGGCAGCAACAAGCAGCAAUGGAUAGCAGCAGCAAGAAGGGCGCGGCUUAAGCACACAUCUAUCUGCUGCUUCUUUGCUUCGCCUGAAGACUACUACAAGGUGGUAGCAGCAGCAGACCUGGGUAUUUGUCUCCACCGCAGCAGCAGCAGCAGCGACCUGCCGCUGAAGCUGCAGGAUAUGCGGGGGGCGGGGCUGCCUGCUCUGGCUCUGUCUUUCCCCGCGCUGCGCGAGAUUCUCCCCGAAUGGCAACAAUUCUCAACGGCCAAAGAGCUCGCCAGCAUGCUUGUCUGCAUAUUGCGAGGGUUUCCAGCAACGUUUGACCCCUGUGUAUAUACGCAGCUGCAGCAGCAGCCAUCGUUGCUGCUGCAGCAGCGCUGCAGCAGCAGUUUGCUGCAGUGCCUGAAGCCGCACUAUAACCCGCUGCUGCACUGCAGCAGCAGCAGCAGCAGCAGCAGCAGCAACUGCAGCAGCAACUGCAGCAGCCCCAGAAGCGACAGCAGCGGGGCUUAUGUAACGGCCAGCAGCACCAUGAGUCUCUCUUACUCUUGCGGCAGCAACAGCAGCAACAGCAGCAGCAGCAGCAGCAGCAGCAGCAGGAACCCAGGAUAUAAUGCUGACGAUAUGCAGCAGCAAGAAGAGCAAGACCAGCAGCAGCAGCAGCAGCAGCAGCAGCAGCAGCAGCAGAACUUCUUUCCUCCGAGAGGCUCCGCCAAUGCUGCUUCUUUGCUUUUUGAAUUGAGGGUCCUAGCUGAGCGGGCUAGAGACAGCAGCAGCAGCAGCAGCAGCAGCAGCAGCAGCAGCAGCAGCAGCAGCAGCAGCGAUAGACCCUACAGGUCUUUCCCUGAGGAAUGGCGGCGUGUGGCGCUGCCAGUGUUAGAAGACCUGCUGAGAUAG